CGUCGGUCCCCAAUCCUCGCAGGAAUGAUGUCCCCUGUCACGUCAGCCGGCGCAACGGCCGCCCUCGGCCCUGGGUCCCACUACCGGCCCGACAACAACGCCGAGAUGGCCGACGCACAGGAGACCCUCGCCGCCGCGCCUGGCGUCGUGGGCUCCCCCUUGCAUGACUCCUCUGGUGUUGCCAGCCCCGGGGCGGCCACGGCCGCCGGUGGCGCCGACCCGCGCGGCGGCAGCAGCAACACCAACAGCAGCAACAGCAGCAGCAGCAACAGCAGCAGCGGCUCCGGAUGCCAGACGGCCGCGGCCGCGGCUGCCCCUGGCCAAGAAUCGCCCCCCCCCGGGGCCGGGGCCAGCGGCCUGGCCGGGCCCGACCCGGCGGCCAAGCACUCCGCCGCCCGGCCGGACUCCCGCGGCGCCCUCACGCACUUCGACGUGGCCGCUGCCAUGGAGGACGCCGAAGAUCUGCCGCCGGUGUCCGAGCGCCUGACCCCAGGCCCGGCCCCGGCUGGAGGCGCCGGCACCACCGGCACCCCCCUGUCGCCGAUUGCCGCCGGGAGGCGCGCCUCCCUCCCGCUGGCCAUGCACAUGCCAUCGGCCUCGCCCGGUGAGCAGGGCGCCGCCACCGCCGCCGCCGCCACCUCGGCCCAGCCGGCCCCGGUUCCCGGGGCCCCCGGAGCCGGCCCCGGCACCGGGCGGCGUUUCUCCGUUGCCGUCCCCGGGUCGGGGAAUCCGAUGAACGGUGCACGCAGCGGCGCCUCGCACUCCUCCGGGUCCAUGGUGGGCAAGUAUGUCUUGGACCGGGUCAUCGGCCAGGGCACCUAUGGCAAGGUUCGCUCUGCCACGGAUCGCCUCACCGGCGAGAAGGUUGCCGUCAAGAUCAUCGAAAAGAACUCCAUCACCAACGAGCGGCAGAUGCGCCGUAUCCAGAAGGAAGUCCGCUUCCUGCGACUGCUUACCCACCCGCACAUUGUCCGGGUGCACGACGUCCUGGAAACCCCCUCGUCCAUCCUCAUUGUCAUGGAGCACGCGGCCGGUGGCGAGCUCUUCGAUUACAUCGUCACCCGCCGGCGCGUGCCGGAGAAGGAGGCCCGGGCCUUCUUCCGGCAGAUCCUCUCCGCCGUAGACUACUGCCACCAGAACUUUGUCAUCCACCGGGACCUCAAGCCCGAGAAUCUCCUGCUAGACGAGAGCCGCCGGCAGAUCAAGAUCAUCGACUUCGGCUUCAGCAAUACCUACGACUCGGGUGACCUGCUGAAUACCUUCUGUGGCUCGCCUUUCUACGCCGCUCCCGAGAUGAUUCUCGGCAAGCGGUACACCGGCCCCGAGGUGGAUGUCUGGUCGCUGGGUGUCAUCCUCUUUGCCCUGCUGUGCGGACACCUGCCCUUCGACCAUGACGAUGUCAAGGAGCUCUACCGGCGCAUUGCCCACGCGUCUUUCGUCAUCCCGCCACACGUGUCGGCCGAAGCCAAGGACCUCAUCGGACGCAUGAUCACGGUCAACCCGAAGAGGCGCGCCACCAUGGCCGAGAUCAUGGCCCACCGGUGGGUGCUGGAUGGGUUUGACGGCCCGCCGGACAGCCACCUGCCAGCGCGCGACCCGAUCGACCCGGACUUUGUGGAUCCGCAGAUUGUCCAGCAGAUCGAGCGCUUUGGCUUCCGUGUGGAGAACCUGCUCGACCGGCUGACCGACCCGAACAUGCCGCCGAAUCCCGUCCGCUCGGCCUACUACCUGGUGAAGGAGCUGUACGAGCGCGAGGAGCGCCGCCGGUCCGAGGAGAUGGCCCUCCAGGCGGCCUUCAGUAACAUGCACAUGUAUCCGCCCGGCGGGGCAGCGGCGGCGGCGGCGGCGGCGGCGUCCGCUGCUGCGGCGUCCGCGGCGGGCACCGCCCCGCGCUCGGCCGAUGACGGGAGCCCCAUCCCGGGCGGGGGGUCACCCUCGCCGCCGACCGGCUUCCGGUCACCGGUCCCGCCGGUCGGGGCCGGGACCCGGCGCGCCGGGUCGCCAUACGACCCCAGCCGGUCGCCGACACCCACGGCCGGGAUGGGCCCGGGCCCGGCGCACCAUGCCGCCAGCCGGAGCCUGGACCACGGGGCGGCCGGGCCGCACCCGGGCAUGGCCCCUGGCGGCCCCCCUCCCCACAUGUACCACUCCCCCUCGCCGACGCACCACAUGCACCAUGCGCCGCCACACUCGCCGGUGUCCGGCCUCCCGCAUCACAUGCAGACCGGCCAUUCGCCCUAUGGCGCUGGCGGAGGGUUUGGCUCUGCCGGGCCACACCACAUGGCCGCCGGCGGCCCGAUCGGGGUCCCCUCAUCGCAGCAACAGCAGCCCAUCCACAGCCAUCUGCCACCGGGGUACCGGGCCGAUGUGCACGGGCGCCGGAGGAACUCCGUGCAGCCGCUCAUGUCGACCCCCACCACGUCCGGCCUGGCUCCGGCCGGGCCGCCGGGGCACCACCUGCUCCACCCGCAUGCGCACCCGGCGGCCGGUUCCGGUGGCGGCGCUGGCGGGGCCUCAGUCUCGCCGGCCGGCACCUUCGCCGCGCCGCACCACCACCCGCACCAUGUCAUGCCCGGGGCGGCCGGGUCGCACUUUGGCCCGGGCCAUGGUGGCCCGACCGCCGCUUCGUCAUCUGCCCAGCCGCCGCAGCAUUUGCCGGCGCCGCCGCGCCUCAGCGAGGCGGACGAGGACGCGCAGCACGGCUCCCCGGCGGGCGCGGGGCCCGGCCAGCCGCAGCCUCCAUCGUCCGGCUCCGCCGCCGCCGCCUCCGGCAGCGGCAGCAGCAGCAGCAGCAGCAGCGGCUCCUCCUGGACCCGUCGGUUCUCCCUGCCCUCAAACAACUUCGUCCCCCGGUCCUCGCGGUCUUCUUCGUCGCGCGGCGCGGCGGCCGCCACUCCCAUGCCCACCGUCCCCGAGGGAGGGGCGGCGCCGCCAGCCUCGGUGGCGGCCUCGCGGUCGCCCGGGUCUCCGGCUUCCGAUGCCGCCCCGGUGGCUGCCUGCUCGUCGUCCCGGCAGACCGCCACCACCGGCGCCGGCCCGCCCCAGUCCACCUGGAGCAGCCGCCGGCGGGGUUCCCUCUUCUCGGCGGCCCCCAUGGCCCCGCCCCAGUUCUACCCCGGGCAUCCGGACAUCGGGGGCGACGCGGUUCCGAUCGACAGCGAGCAGCACCAGGUCCGCACCGUGUCCCUUGGCUGGUUCUCCCUCUCGACGACGUCGGCGAAGACCGUCACCGAGAUCAUGACCGAAGUGGCGCGGGUGCUGUCAGAGAACGGCAUCAAGUAUGUCCUCGACAGCCCCUACGUGUUUGCCUGCGACACCGGGGACCAUCGCCUUCAGUUCGAGCUGGAGGUUUGCCGUGUCAAGCACAUGAACCUCCAUGGCAUCAAGGGGAAACGCCUUGGUGGCUCGAUCUUCCACAUGAAGAAGUUGACCGCCCGCCUCUUUGCUCAGAUGAACCUCUGAGCAUACGCGCGCAUGCCUCCGCCUCCUCCUCUCCUCAUGUGCCUUCCUUUCCUCCAUUCCCCCCCUCCCUUCUCCUCCACCUUCUCCUCCCCUCCUCCAUACAUACCAUAUACAUAAAUAUAUUUACACACACACACACACACAC
This is a messenger RNA of Fonticula alba, 3607 nucleotides long. RefSeq names its product CAMK/CAMKL protein kinase. Gene Ontology annotation, molecular function: ATP binding; protein serine/threonine kinase activity. The record is from RefSeq and is a predicted model, not a curated record. Gene Ontology annotation, cellular component: cytoplasm. Lineage: Eukaryota; Rotosphaerida; Fonticulaceae. Gene Ontology annotation, biological process: protein phosphorylation; intracellular signal transduction. The transcript has 6 exons. The coding region runs from base 25 to 3462 and encodes 1145 amino acids.